Morchella importuna is the source of this 618-nucleotide messenger RNA. RefSeq lists its product as uncharacterized. Bases 1 to 618 code for a protein of 205 amino acids. The transcript has 6 exons. Lineage: Eukaryota; Fungi; Ascomycota; Pezizomycetes; Pezizales; Morchellaceae. The record is from RefSeq and is a predicted model, not a curated record.
AUGAAAGUAAAGCGUACCAGUUGCCCUCUGAUCGCGCACGCACUGGUGCUGUUAAUCCCCCAUAUGUUUAUCUACCAGCCAUUGCGAGUUUCACAGCCUGACGCAACCCAUCAUCCAGCCGAUAUCCAUCUAUCGGAAGCGAAAGGCCAAUCCGGAAAUUUGAGUUUCAGCGGUCGUGGUAUUCGCGCAAAAUACACACCACGAUUAUCUAACGCAAAUCAAUCUCCCCUCGAAGAAGAAGAGGUGCGGAGGCAUUUUGCAGCCAACCAACCUGCCAGCAGUGGACCCCCCCUCCCCUCCCCGAAGCCACAAAAUCCCUCAGAGCUUGAAGCAGCAGCAGCAGAAGACAAGGGAGGGGGUGGACGAGGGAAGUGGAAAGGUCGAGAAAAACUUCAUCCAAACAAAAAAAACCAACAAGCAAGAAUGCCUGCCCUCGAAGCCCACUACUCUACCCUCAUGAAGCGCGGCACCAACUGGCCGUCCAAGAACCGCGGUGUCAUGGUCGUGUUCUGCAUCAUUGGCGUACUCAUCCUCAUGGUCAUUGCGCUCAUGCUGCACAAGAAGCUCGCCGCGCGAAAGAAGAGACGGGCCGAGGCGGACUUCCAGGCUGGGAAAUAG